AUGGAACUAAAAAAUUAGAUUUUACUUGUUAUAUUGAUACCUAUAAUUUUGAUUCUUAUAUUAGCAGUGCUAUAAGUUGGAUUGCUUGGUUUUGUGAGUAUCCCAAGUUUUUAAGAUUCCCUCUUAGAAUUUCACAUAAACAGACAUUUAAAUGGGUUAUAAAUAGAAAUGAACAUCAUAUAACAAGUAAUUAAUUAUUGAAUUAUAGGAAAUCUACAUAUAAUAUUAAGCAUAUUAUAAUUAAAUAUUUGGUGUGAGUGCACAUUUAAGACAUUAUUGUUUUGGUGAAUUUUAAAACUUUUCAUCUUGGUAUUAUUUUAAGUCAAUUUAGGACUUUGAAUACUAAAUAAAUUGCUCCUUAUUCAUUUUCAUCUGGUCAAAUAACAGAAGAAUAUUACACAGUGGCCUGGAGUCAUUCUAAUUAUAGUAAAUUGGAAGCCUUACAUAAAGGAAACCCUAGAUUAAGUUUUUUAAUAAAUAAGAUUACCUAAUCACUUAUAUUAUCAGAUAUCAUAAUAAAGUAUUGAAUAUUCAUAUUUCUAAUAGCAACACAAGAUCAUCUUCAUAAGAUAAAUAAUUAGUAUCAAAAGAUAGAGAAGAUGAUUCAAGAUUGAUUCCUAUUACAUAUGAUUCUAUAAUGGUUCAUUGUACAGACUCUUUAGUUGUAAGAAUACCAUAAUUCACUUAAAAAUAAUAAAAUUUGUUGAAGAACAUUAAUACUGCUGAUUGGCUACCAAAAGAGAGAUUUAAAUUAGACUCUACUUUAAAUUUUUCAAUGUCUUAUGUAGAUAAAGAUGAAUUCACAUAAAAUCCAUCAUUAACAAUAACACAAAUCAUUUCUUAAGAUAAUUUUAAUUAAUGUUUCAUGACAGCAAAGAUUUCAAAUUCAUAUUUGGAAGAUUUGAUAAAAAGACAUCAUUAAUAACAUAAAAUUUAAGGUGAAAGUGAACAUUAGUUCUUUAUUGCUAUUAUUAAUGAUGAAUUCAUUAAUUUAGCUCCAUAAGAUUUUAGUAAUAUCCCUAUUUCAGAAUCUAUUAUAAAAUAUAUAGUAAAAACUAAAGAUUUUAGUUAAUCUUCUUAUAAUUCCUUGAAUAAAGAUUUAGCACCAUAAAUAAUGAAUAAAUCUAAAGAAUUAGUUUAGAAUGCAACACUAAAUUCAACAUCUUUGACAUAUUCGUUUGGUUAAAAUAAGUUUUAUCUAUUAUUUUCUAAAGUGAAUAUCUAUUCUACAAAGAAAGUAUCUAUAGUUACAGCUCCUGAAAAUGGAAGAAGAUAUAUUUAUAUAGAACCAGAAGAAAACAAUUUUAUUAUGCCUUCCUUUAUUUUGGUACAUUAUUUUGAGGAAUAAACUCUAAUUCAAGAAUUAUAUGAAGGAACAUCAUUAAAUAAUGUUAGGAUGUUAGAGAUCAUAGUUUUUAUCGUUAUUAUUGCAUUAUCAGUUGGUAUAUAUAUUUAUAAAUAUAAAAAUAGUAAUAUUUAUAUUUGUUUGGUAUACAGCUGGUCGUAUUGGUUUAUCAUUUGAAUAACCAAUAAAAGUCUUAACUGAUUUUAUGAAUAGUAUUGAUAUAUAAAAUAUGGAUUAAGAAGAAGAAUUGAUUAAUUAUUAGGAUUAUUUUAAUUCUUUUGAGAUUAAAUCCUUAUUUUAAACUAUGAAUAUUUUUGUAACAACAAUAAAAUAUUCAAAUCAAAAAUAUUCUAAUUGUAAACAUUCUGAUGCUUUGGCUUUGAUGGAAUUAAGUAAAGCAAAAGAUUUUUAUAAAAAAGAAAUAGGAAAUAUGAGUGCAGUUGGAAUAUGUGCUAAUAAUAUUGGAAUAUUACAUAUGAAAGGAGGUAGAGUAUUUGAAGCAAUAAAUGAAAUGGAAGAAGCAAUCUAUAUUGCAAAAUUAGAAUUAAUAGAAAUUAAAGAACUUAAAAAAUGGUGUUUAGGUAUGUAAUCAGCAUUGUAAGAACCAAAUUUAUAUUAAAAUUUUAAAUAAAGAUUAAAAGGUUUGGCAUAAAAAUUUAAAGAAUAAAUGAAGAUUAAUUGGAUAGGUGUACAAAUUAAUAAAAAUAAUAAAAAAACUAAAAAAUAAAAUAGUUAAUUAAAAUUAAAUUCAUAAUCUCUUGUAAAUAAACCAAAAGAAAAACAUAAUAAAAAUUAAUCUACUACUUAAUUAUUAUAAAAAAAUAGUAUACCACAUGUUGCAUUACUCAAUACUGGCACAUAAAAUAAAAUUACUUAAAAUUAAACAAAUUCUAUACAAACCCCAAUUAAUAAGAAAAGAAUGUCAUUUGCAGAAAGUAGACAACAUAUGUAACCAAUUAAUUCAGUAGAAAUUGAAAAUUCACCAAAUAUAACUCCUUAAUUAUCUCCAAAUGUAUCUAUUAAUAGACUAAGAAAUCUUGGCAGUCAUUCAUAUAAUUAAAGUAGUAUAAUUAGUUAGAGAUUGGAUUUAAAAGAGAGUAUAAUUUAAUAAGAUGAAAGAUAUAGGGAUGAAGAGUAUAGACAAGAUCAAGAAGAAAGAAUAAGAGGAGAUUCUAGAUAAUCUACUGGAGGAAUGACAGAAUUAUAAAUGAUUGAAGAGAAAAUUACAGAAUUGAUGAAAAAGAAAAAAUUAGCAAAGGUUAAAUUAUUAAAUAGAUAAUUUCAAUUAGCAUAAUUUAUGUUUACUAUUUGUAUGCAAAAUGAAAUCUUUAUCCCAGAAACUCUUAAAUUAUUUAAUGAAUUUGAAGCUACAGCAGAAAAAGAAUAAUAAUUCACUUAAAGUAAUAUAGUAAGAUUAUUAAAUCUUCAUGUUAAAAAAGCAUUGUGUUAUAUUUAAAUUGGAGAUUUAAGUAAUUUCAAAAUAUCUCAAAAGAAGGCUUUAGAAUAUUAUAAUAAACUUAAUGAAAACUUUACUUAAGAAUAAAAUUAAAUAUAAGAAGAUUAUAAUUUCGUUGACAUGUUUAAAAAUGUACCAAAAGAAGUUUUAUUAUCCAAAAUUAUGCAAUUAUAAGCUAUAUAUGAAUUAAUUGAAGGGAAUUUUAAGACUGGUUCUGAAAUCUUAACAUAAAUUAUAGAAUUGGGUGAAUAUUAUGAUCCUGAAGUACGUGAUUUCUGUUUAACAGCUUUAGAGAAAAUUAUAAAUCUAUUUAGUAUUUCUCCUUUGCCUAUCCAAUAAUUUAGAAAUCAAAUUUCUAUUAAUACUUAUGAAAUUGUAUUCAUGAUUGAUUAUUCUAAAGAAAUGACUAUUGAACAAAUUAAUUUGUCUCAUAGUAUUUGUAAUAGAAUUUUUCAUAUUUUGUAACCCCAAGAUUUAAUUGGAAUGUAUGGUUUCAAUAAUUCUCUUCAUGAAGCUUUUCCAUUAUAACCAAAAGGAACAUAUAAAGAUUUAUUGACUAAAUAAUUAUUCAUGGCUAUUACUGCUCCUGGAGGAAAAUCAAAAAUAUUCUAAGCUUUAAAAUAUGCUGUUAAGAAUUUCUUUGAACAUAAAAUUACAAUUAAUGAUAAUGAUUAUGACAAGAAACAAAAUUUUAAUUUAAAUGAUAAAUAAAAAAUGUAAUUAAUUCCAGUUGCAGAAGAAGAUGAAGAGAAAAGUUUAAUUGAAGAAAAUAUUGAUGACAAGAGUAAACAUGUUAAUUUUAGGUAUUUAAUUAUUAAUUAUUAUUAUAUUAGUUAAGAAUAUCAAUAUGAUUUAAAUAGUGAGUCUGACUCUGAAAUUGAAAAUGAUGAUUUUUAAUUUAUUAAAAAUGAAAUCGAUUAUUCUAAUAUAAUAGAAAAUGACAAAUCAUAAUAAAAAAAUGAUUUUAGAACUAGUUAUAAAUUUAUUUGUAUUUUCACUGAAAGUAAUUAUAAUUAUUAAAUCUAUGUUUAGUAAAUAAUAAAAUGAGUGAGAAAUAAUUUUUAAAGUUAAGAUAAAUAUUAGAGAAAAAUUAAGUUGAUCUUAUGGUAUUUAAUAUUGCUAAUCAAAAUGCUAAUAUGUUAGAAUUGAAGAGACUCUCUAAAAUUACUAAAAGAAGUAUUUUUGUUAAUGCAACAGCCAAUCUAGAAUAAUUAUUUGGCAAAUCAAGAUAACAUUAGUUAUAGAAAAAAAUGUAUUUAGAAUUCUUUUGA
This is a messenger RNA of Paramecium pentaurelia, 4072 nucleotides long. NCBI's taxonomy places the organism in Eukaryota, Ciliophora, Oligohymenophorea, Peniculida, Parameciidae. The record is from the annotation of a GenBank genome assembly.